AUGACCUUGCUGGACUUGUGGCUGUCGCGCUCCAUCCCCAUGUGCCUGCUCCUUCAGAGCCUUGUCCUCAUGGCCCUGUGCUUCCCCUCGGCCAGCAUGUGCCCAAAGGGCUGCAUCUGCCAACGCGACCCCCACCUCCAUGGCCUCAACGUUACCUGCAGUCAGUCCCGCCUCAAAGAGAUCCCCCCCAGCCUCCCUGUUGAUACAGUCCUGCUGAGGCUAGACCACAACCAAAUUGGAGCCGUGCCUGAUCAAACCUUCCAUGGACUUAGGCUUUUGAGGGAGCUGAAUCUUUCAUACAACGCUGUGGAGACUUUGGGCGAAGCAGCUUUCAGUGGCAUAGAGGCGACCUUACAGGUGCUGGACCUCUCCCACAACCGUAUCACUAGCGUACACAAGGAUGCCUUUGCUCGGCUCAAGGCCCGCGUCAUUGUGGACGAUAACCCCUGGCAUUGUGACUGCGCCCUCCAGCAGGCCAUCAGUGGAAUGGCCCACAACCACGAGGCUGCUGCUAGGGUUCUCUGCAGGAGCUCUGAGCUUCUUGACCAGGAGGGAAGACCUUUCAUGGCAGUGGAUACUGACCUCUGUAACCUGGCCAAAAGGACCACAGACUAUGCUAUGCUGGUGACCAUGUUUGGUUGGUUUGCCAUGGUCAUUUCGUAUGUGGUGUAUUAUGUUCGACAGAACCAGGAGGACGCCCGACGCCACCUGGAGUACCUCAAGUCUCUUCCUAGCAAACCCAAGAAACCUGACGAGGCUGACGACAUUAGCACUGUUGUUUGA
Molecule: messenger RNA, 783 nt
Organism: Limanda limanda (common dab)
Lineage: Eukaryota; Metazoa; Chordata; Actinopteri; Pleuronectiformes; Pleuronectidae
Gene: lrrc3b
Product: leucine rich repeat containing 3B
Exons: 1
Coding region: 1-783 (260 amino acids)
Molecular function (GO): protein binding
Source: RefSeq, a predicted model, not a curated record